AUGACUCCUAACAAUAUUUUUUCACUUCUUGUACUUGUCGCUUUCACGGACUCUUUAAAAAUUCUAGUAUAUUCUCCAGCAUUUGCUGGUAGCCACACGAAUUUUAUGGCUAGAAUUGCGGACACUUUAACUGAAUCUGGGCAUAAUGUCACAUUUUUUGUACCGAUUUUCGAUGAUAAUAGGAGUAACCAAUUGGGAGUGAAGCUUACGAAAAAUGUAAUUAAGAUGGAGCGAAGCGAAGAGAUGAAACUAGACCCUGUCACAAUGGACAAUGUGACUUCAUCCUUCUGGAAUAUCAAUGUUAACUCCAAAGAGGGUCAUUCUCUUUUUGAUCCAGUUCACAAGCUAACUGUGCAAAGUUGUCGAAGCUUGUUUAGCAAUGCUGAACUUCUGGCGACUCUGAGAUCUCAUGAAUACGAUGUUGGGAUAUCCGAACCAAUGAUGACAUGCAGUUUGGCACUUUUUCGACAUCUUGGAAUUCAAAAAACGAUUCUAGCCAGUUCCUGUCCAAAUUUUGAUGUUGUGAUGGCAGCGAUGGGUGAACCAGCUGAAACAAGUUAUGUGCCUGGGAAGAUCCUUACUUGUUACAAUCACCAAAUUCACGGAAUAACAAUCACGACAUAUUCUUUUACAAUUUACUCGAGUGUGUCUGGAGAUAGAAUGGAUUUUGCUGAUCGUCUUGAAAAUUAUGAUAUGUACCAUUUUAUGGUAAAGCGAUACGGCCAAGUGUUUGAUGAUGAAGCAAAGGUGUACAGAAGUUUUCUAGGACAAGACUUCCCAGAUUGGAGAGAGUUGAUACCUGAUGCAUCUGUACAUUUUACUAAUUCAAUUUCCUACUUGGAUUUUCCAAGACCAUCGAUUCAAAAAACUAUUGAUAUCGGAGGAAUCACCGUGGACGUCGAACAAAUCGAAUCGCAAAAGCUGAGCAACGAAUUCAAUGCUAUUCUGGACAAGCAAGAGAAAACAAUGUUCAUUUCAUUUGGCUCAAUGGCGAAGUCAUUUGAAAUGCCCCAAAAUUACAAGGAAAAUUUGCUGGAAGUUUUCAAAUCCGAGCCCAAUGUCACAUUUAUCUGGAAAUAUGAAUCUAAUAAUGUUAGCUUUGCGGAGGGUCUGGACAAUUUAGAACUAGUGAAAUGGGCUCCACAAACAACACUAUUGAAUGACAAGCGAAUGAGUGCAUUUUUGAGUCAUGGAGGGUUGGGAAGUACGAUUGAAACGGUCUUUUUCGGAAAACCAACCAUUAUGAUCCCAAUAUUCUUUGAUCAAUUUCGCAAUUCCCACAUGUUGAGUCGCCUAGGAACGUCAGUAACUCUCCUGAAAACUGAUUUGGGAAAUUUGGAUAAAUUGAAAUCAGCAUUUCACAAAAUUUUGCACAAUGACAGUUUUCGAAAAAAUGCUGGACAUGUGGCAGAUGUGGUACGGAACCAGCCAAUCAAGCCAAAAGAGUUGGUAGUCAAGUAUACUGAGUUUGUUGGAAACCACGGACCAUUUCACCAUAUGACCCCAUACAGCUUGAAAAUGCCCUGGUUUCAACGACAUGGAUAUGAUGUUUUAUUGUACAAAUCGACGUUUUAUCUUCUGCCAUCUUUCUUAUUUCUUGCGUCAUUCAGGAAAUUUGUUUUUUCUAGAAAUGAAAUUCCAGCCAGCCGAUAA
Molecule: messenger RNA, 1653 nt
Organism: Caenorhabditis briggsae
Lineage: Eukaryota; Metazoa; Nematoda; Chromadorea; Rhabditida; Rhabditidae
Exons: 6
Coding region: 1-1653 (550 amino acids)
Molecular function (GO): UDP-glycosyltransferase activity
Source: RefSeq, a predicted model, not a curated record